Molecule: messenger RNA, 1047 nt
Organism: Dermacentor silvarum
Lineage: Eukaryota; Metazoa; Arthropoda; Arachnida; Ixodida; Ixodidae
Exons: 5
Coding region: 176-616 (146 amino acids)
Source: RefSeq, a predicted model, not a curated record
CACCGUUCGUCCAGCAGCGCGUCGCUCGUGUGUUUUAGCGUCGCGCGUUUGAUGCCUAUUGUAGGGGGCAUUUAAUCGUUCGGACGCCGUUCGUUGUGGACGGUUGAGCUAGACGCUGCGUGACCCCGACCCAAGGCACAUCCGCUCCAUUGAACUGACCGUCACGUUUCCUGCCAUGGACCGUACUGAUUACGAUACGGCGUUCAGCUGCCCGGUCUGCCUGGGCCCGAGUCAGAGCAUGGUGUUUGGCAUGUGCCAGCACUUCGUGUGCUCGUCGUGCUUGUACGACCCCGUGGAGCAGAAUUUGAAUCCUGCGCUUCGCUGUUGCCCCAUGUGCAAAGCCAAGAAUGUCUUUCCGGAGUACUGCCCUGACAUUCCGGACGCUAAUAAAAAGCUCAUGAACAUAGCCGGCGUUGUCAAGUGCACUCGGAAACGGUGCGGAGAAGAAAUGUGGACUUGGGAGGCUAAGCAGCACGAAAAGUCUUGUCGCGGCCUCUCGAGGCGGUCCUCGGGACGAUGCACCGGCUCCCCAGGAAAGGCAAGCACCAGCCGGAAAGCCAGCACCCGCCAGAGCAAACGCAAGAGGAGCAAGAGCACAGUCUCUGUCAGGGACUAAGGCACUCGACGCAGCACUAUGCCUGUCUUGCUUAAUUUUUUUUAUUUUAUUGGUUCUUCUGCAGAAGUGUACCUGGAAAAGGAGCCAGGAGCUCUUCUCUGCGUUUUUAAAAAGAAUACUCGAACAGUAUUUUAUUUUAUAUAUGUGUGUACAAAAAAUUUUGUGGCAAUGAAUGUUUUAUGAAUGACGGUUUGUGUUUAUAUUAUUUUAUUCUUGAACAAACAUCCUUUAUUAUAUACUUGAUGAAAUAAUAAUGCGCUCACAAGCGCUACAUUAUUUGCGUCCUUAGUGUAUGAUAUGCGAAAUGUUCAAGCCCCGAACGAUCAUGGAUGUCAGAGGAUGCUUUUGACCGCAAACGCCUUGAAAGUCGUCGUAAGCCAUGUCAAAGAGUGCGACGCCUGUUGUGAAGUUUGCCUGAAAAAUAAAAGCGA